GUGAAAUCAGCUAGCUAGAAUAUUCUAGCUCAUUCAAGUGUCUGUGAGUGAAGGCGUUUUAAGGCGGUGUUCACUAGUUUAGAAGUUAGAAAGAAACUGUGCGCCCAUUUAUUCAACACGCUUUUUAAGACGCUUCAAAGCUCUUUCGUUAAACAUCAUGGCAGAAGACAGACAGAACGACAGAAGAUAUCCCCAUAACCUUCAGGGGGUCCUGCAGCUGGCAGUAGAUGCUGGCUCUGCUGCAGAGGGACCUGCACCUGUUCAACCAAUGUCAGAGGAGAGGAAAGCAUGGCUGACACAAGCUCUCGCAGAUGUCUGCAAAGGGCAGGCGGAUGAAGUAGCGCAGAUGAAGCAGUGCUUGACUGUCCUAUGCAAAGACAAAAUGGGUGAGAAGGAGAUAGAUGGAGAGGAGGAGAGGGACGACGAGGAUGAAGAUGAGCGGGAAACAGCCUUCGAGGUGCUGUCGGAGUUGUGUGAGAACCUGGACAAUGCUAGAGAUCUGAUGAUUCUGGGUGGACUAGAGUUGUCCGUGUCCCAGUAUCUGUGUCAUCCUCAAAGUGGGUUGAGGUGGCGCGCUGCCCAGCUUAUUGCCUCCUGUGCUCAGAACAUGCCACAGGUGCAAGUCCACUUGCUAAGCAUUGGAGCACUGCCAAAACUGCUGCAGCUGACAGACUCCGAUCCCCACCCCACCGUCAGAGUAAAAGCCCUUUACGCAGUCUCAUGUUUGAUCCGAGAGCAAGAGGAAGGACUCCAGGCGUUCCUGUCCCAAGAUGGCUUUUCAGUGCUGAUGCGAGGCAUGCAGUCGGAGAAUGAGAAGCUCAGGACCAAAUCGGCGUUCCUUCUGUUCAACCUGCUGACGUCACAUCCUGAACAGAAAGACACAGUUGUCUCCAUGGGUAUGGCACAGCAGCUGGUCUCCGUGCUCCGCACACCACAUUCACCUUUCCACGAACAUGUACUUGGUGCCCUUUGUUGUCUGGUGGAAGACUGUCCGCAGGGGCUCAAAGACUGCAGAGAACCUUCUCUGGGUCUGGAGGACUUACUCAGACAGAGAGCCAGAGAGCUCCAAGGAAAAGAAGAAAGUCAGGAAGAACUGGACUUUUGUGAGCGUCUAAGGAUCACGUGUUUCCGUGGGCAGCAGUCAGAUGAAAGUGGGAUGGAUCGCUGAACUUAAUCUAAUUUGUUUUGCUAUCAGUGUGCUAAGAUGUAACAGAACAUUCAAGAUCUGGAUCGUCAAUCUUGCGUUUUUGUCUGUUACAGCAGUUGCAUGUAAUCCAGAUGCUGGAAUUUUACUGUGUAAAUAACUCAUGUAUAAAAUACUUCUUUUUUUCAGUCCACUGUUUUCAGGCCUUCAUAUCUUAAACGUACCAAAUAUCUCCAUCACAGAUAGUAUGUAUAUUAUUUUCUAUUUUAAUUGUUAAUUAAAAUUAAUUAUAUAAAGAGUUAAUUCAAUUACAUAGUCGUUACAUGUAUUUAAUUGUAAUUUGGUUUGUGUAGCCAUUUCAUUUCAGUUGGUUGUUUCUUAAAACAUGACGCAGAGUUAUGGAGUUGUUUUUUUUACAUCAUAUUUAUUUAUUAACAAAACAAAUGGGAGUAUUUUAUAUACAUAUAAUGACUAGCUCACAAGUGGAAAACAUUGCUAACACAUGCACAACCUACACAUGAACAUGGAUGUUAUGCAAAAUCACUGAUUAAAAUUUUUUUGGUACAAAUCGCAGAAUACAAAUAUUCUGAACACAUAUUGAUUAAGUUUCUUUCAGUUUUUUUUCUAGACUUAUAUUCUAAAAAUGUAUGAGUAUUAGUAUGAUCCAAGUGUUGACCAGUAGGAGAUAUGUUCUUUACCUGUUGUUCUUUUCAUUAAUAUGCACAAAUUUUCAAAAAGUUCUAAGACUUAAAGGGAGUAUUUAUAGGCAGAUUGAGGUUUUUACCAGAGAAAUAGAUGUAAGUUAGGUACUUUAAAUAUUAGCGAUGCUGGUUA
Messenger RNA from Scomber japonicus (chub mackerel), 1978 nucleotides. It is a transcript of the gene hspbp1, whose product is annotated as HSPA (heat shock 70kDa) binding protein, cytoplasmic cochaperone 1. The transcript is spliced from 8 exons. Bases 158 to 1168 code for a protein of 336 amino acids. NCBI's taxonomy places the organism in Eukaryota, Metazoa, Chordata, Actinopteri, Scombriformes, Scombridae. The record is from RefSeq and is a predicted model, not a curated record.